Messenger RNA from Procambarus clarkii (red swamp crayfish), 897 nucleotides. Lineage: Eukaryota; Metazoa; Arthropoda; Malacostraca; Decapoda; Cambaridae. The record is from RefSeq and is a predicted model, not a curated record.
AUGUACCUCGCCCUCCAUGUACCUCGCCCUCCAUGUACCUCGUCCUCCAGGUACCUCGUCCUCCAGGGACCUCGUCCUCCAGGGACCUCGCCCUCCAGGGACCUCGCCCUCCAGGGACCUCGUCCUCCAUGUACCUCGCCCUCCAUGUACCUCGUCCUCCAGGGACCUCGCCCUCCAUGUACCUCGUCCUCCAGGUACCUCGCCCUCCAGGUACCUCGCCCUCCAGGUACCUCGUCCUCCAGGUACCUCGUCCUCCAGGGACCUCGCCCUCCAGGGACCUCGUCCUCCAUGUACCUCGCCCUCCAUGUACCUCGCCCUCCAUGUACCUCGCCCUCCAUGUACCUCGUCCUCCAUGUACCUCGCCCUCCAUGUACCUCGCCCUCCAUGUACCUCGUCCUCCAUGUACCUCGCCCUCCAUGUACCUCGCCCUCCAUGUACCUCGCCCUCCAUGUACCUCGUCCUCCAUGUACCUCGCCCUCCAUGUACCUCGCCCUCCAUGUACCUCGCCCUCCAUGUACCUCGCCCUCCAUGUACCUCGCCCUCCAUGUACCUCGCCCUCCAUGUACCUCGCCCUCCAUGUACCUCGUCCUCUAUGUACCUCGCCCUCCAUGUACCUCGCCCUCCAUGUACCUCGUCCUCCAGGUACCUCGCCCUCCAUGUACCUCGCCCUCCAUGUACCUCGCCCUCCAUGUACCUCGCCCUCCAUGUACCUCGUCCUCCAGGUACCUCGCCCUCCAUGUACCUCGUCCUCCAUGUACCUCGCCCUCCAUGUACCUCGCCCUCCAUGUACCUCGCCCUCCAUGUACCUCGUCCUCCAUGUACCUCGCCCUCCAUGUACCUCGCCCUCCAUGUACCUCGCCCUCCAUGUACCUCGCCCUCCAGGUCUUGUGUGUCUGA